Molecule: messenger RNA, 1924 nt
Organism: Oncorhynchus tshawytscha (Chinook salmon)
Lineage: Eukaryota; Metazoa; Chordata; Actinopteri; Salmoniformes; Salmonidae
Gene: gpank1
Product: G patch domain and ankyrin repeats 1
Exons: 4
Coding region: 678-1790 (370 amino acids)
Molecular function (GO): protein binding; nucleic acid binding
Source: RefSeq, a predicted model, not a curated record
CGCAAACCAACAACAACAAAGAUGGAGGCGCCUAGUAGGGAACUAACUAUGUUGAUAGCAUUUAAAAACAAUUAAUUUACAUUUGAGAACUCUUUAUUUUAUAUAUAUAUAUAUAUAUAUAUAUAGAAAUAAACGUUUUGUUAAAUAUAUAAGUCAUCUUUUUGUUAUAUAUAAACUUUUUGUUAAAUAUCUAGGUACGUUAAAUUCAGUGUGCUAGCUGCCCAUUGCUAAUUCUGGUUGAUAAGUCACAGCCAGCUAACCUAUUAUUUUAUAUAUAUAUAGAAAUAAACGUUUUGUUAAAUAUAUAAGUAAACUUUUUGUUAUAUAUAAACUUAUAUAACUCAUAUUAUCCUUGACGACCGAGCGUCGAGGCACAUAUAUUUGGUUGAGGACUAACUAACUACACUUAGCUACUUACUAAAAAGGAACAAUAUGAUGGAGGAAUUAGACGAGUCAUUGAGUUAGCCACAGUAGUUAAUUAGCUGUAUGAAGAAACAAUAACCUGACACCGACAUUUUCCAGACUCCAGAAAAGUGAUUAACGAACGUCAGUUACCUCGUUUACAUAAAUCUAAUCACUAUCCGACUGGUCACCUGUGUUUUAGGUGACUGUAACGUUACUAGUCUGUCUAGCGGUCAGCUAGCUAUUCCAGCGCCGCCGACCAACCGGUCCCAGACAUGAGCUCUCUAAGCUACUUCACUCCGGCCCGAGAAGAAGAGCUGCUGUGGUCGGGAAACGCAGGCGCAGCCAGCGGACCUCAACCCAGCACCCUCGGAGGAGAGGAGGCACGGCGCUUCUAUCAAAGCCUCAUAGAAGAAGGGGAUGGAGAGGAGAGACGAGGAAUGGAGCAGAGGGGGAGAGAGAACCGCAGGGGGAGAAGAGCAGGGCAGCACGUCCAGGCUAGCAGGCAGCAGGCUAACACCACCAGUACUACCACAGAACUGGAGGGGCUAAGACUGCUGCGUUGUGCCCAGGAAGGAGACCUGUCUGGGGUGAGAGGCCUGCUGUCCCGGGGGGUGGAUGUCAACUUCCAGGACAGCUGGUGGUGGACAGGUGUGAUGUGUGCAGCGGCGGCAGGGCAGCGGAGUGUCGUUAGGCUCCUCCUCCAGCAGGGGGCGGCGUGGGUGGGCGUGGUCGACACGCAGGGCCGGGACGCCAGGGAGCUGGCUAGGAUGGCGGGGCAUAGCGGGGUCCUAGAGGAACUGGACCACUACGGGUCUCCGCAGGACUGUGACCGGCCUGGGAGACAGAGGGGUCAACACAACCAUUACAGGAGAGAGACGCAGGACCACCAGGACCACAGUUCUCCCCCAGCGGUAGCAGCAGUCCAGACUCAUCAGAACCAGUCCACCCAGAAUCAGACCCAGUGGUGUCCAGUCUGCAGUGUCCACUACUCCUCUCCCCCAGAGACACACCUCUCCUCCACCCUCCACCUGUUCUCUCUCUCCCGCCCUGCCCCCCUUCCCCACUACUGCCUCCCCCCCUCCACCCCCGCCUACCAGAUGAUGCUGCGCUCCGGAUGGACCCCUGGAGGGGGGCUGGGGCCCGAAGGGGAGGGUCACAAACAGCCGGUCCGGACCGUCCUGAAGAGGGACAGUAGAGGCCUGGGGUACGGACCCACACCCCGACCCAAGGUCACACACUUCCAACCCAAAGACCCGCAGGCAGUCAGACGGACGGGGAAGGAGGGUCGGGGGAGGAGGGGGAUGAAGGAGGAGAGCAGGAGGGAGGAGAAGGACAGGAACUGGGAGAGGGACUUCCGCUCUUCCUUUAACACCUUUGACCCCUGACCUCUAAAUGCUGACCCAGGGACAACUGUUGUAGUCAGUUUCUCUCUAGUGUUCUCUCUCUCUCUCUCUCUCUCUCUCUAGUGUACACUCUGCUCUCUAGUGUACACUCUAUGUGCUCUCUCUAGCUCUCUAGU